UCAGGUUCAAUAAAAGACCACCCGCAGCAGCAGCCUGGCAUGCUUUCUCGUGUGACUGGUGGCCUCUUCAGUGUCACAAAAGGAGCUGUUGGUGCCACGAUUGGGGGUGUUGCUUGGAUUGGAGGGAAGAGCUUGGAAAUAACCAAAACAGCAGUUACAUCUGUGCCUUCAGUGGGAGUGGGGCUAGUCAAAGGAAGUGUUUCUGCUGUAGCUGGAGGUGUUACAGCUGUAGGAUCUGCUGUUGUAAGUAAAGUGCCUUUAUCGGGAAAGAAAAAGGAUAAGUCUGACUAA
This is a messenger RNA of Nestor notabilis (Kea), 291 nucleotides long. RefSeq names its product transmembrane protein 263 (gene TMEM263). NCBI's taxonomy places the organism in Eukaryota, Metazoa, Chordata, Aves, Psittaciformes, Psittacidae. The transcript has a single exon. The record is from RefSeq and is a predicted model, not a curated record. The annotation marks the transcript as partial.